AUGGCUGAAAAACCAACACCUGCUUCUGCACCCACGCAGUGCGUCGGCCCGACCUUUAGGGAUGUCGCUGACAAGCCGAGUGCUACUGUGUCUGCCGUGGUGUCGUCUGAUAAUGUCUAUGUCUUGCCGCAGACUCCCCAGUUGAUUGCCCUUCUAUCCAUGAUAAGAAACAAGGACACAGAGCGCGCCGAUUUCAUCUUCUACUCCAACAGAAUUAUCCGACUGCUGGUAGAGGAAGGCCUAAAUCACCUUCCGGUCAUUGAGAAAAACAUCACCACACCCGUCGGCCGCACGUAUAAUGGUUUAAUGUUUCAGGGCAAGAUAUGUGGCGUCUCCAUCAUGCGAGCGGGAGAGGCAAUGGAGCAGGGAUUACGUGACUGCUGUCGAUCCGUAAGAAUUGGAAAGAUAUUGAUUCAGCGAGACGAGGACACGGCGCUGCCCAAACUUUUCUAUGAUAAACUCCCCGAAGAUAUUGCAAACCGAUGGGUCCUUCUGCUAGACCCCAUGUUUGCGACAGGUGGUUCCGCUACAAUGGCUGUCGAGGUCCUCAAGGGCCGAGGGGUCCCCGAGGACCGAAUCCUGUUUCUCAACCUGAUUGCUAGUCCAGAAGGAAUAACGAGCUUCGCCGCCAAGUUCCCUCGCCUCAAAGUUGUAACGGCGUUCAUUGAUGAGGGCUUGGAUGAGAAAAAUUACAUUGUGCCUGGUCUUGGAGACUUUGGCGACCGAUUCUAUACGAUUUGA
Trichoderma aggressivum f. europaeum is the source of this 741-nucleotide messenger RNA. RefSeq lists its product as uncharacterized. The coding region runs from base 1 to 741 and encodes 246 amino acids. Lineage: Eukaryota; Fungi; Ascomycota; Sordariomycetes; Hypocreales; Hypocreaceae. Gene Ontology annotation, cellular component: cytoplasm. The transcript has 5 exons. The record is from RefSeq and is a predicted model, not a curated record.